Molecule: messenger RNA, 2995 nt
Organism: Erpetoichthys calabaricus (reedfish)
Lineage: Eukaryota; Metazoa; Chordata; Cladistia; Polypteriformes; Polypteridae
Gene: lbr
Product: lamin B receptor
Exons: 15
Coding region: 438-2309 (623 amino acids)
Biological process (GO): sterol biosynthetic process
Cellular component (GO): nuclear inner membrane; endoplasmic reticulum membrane
Molecular function (GO): oxidoreductase activity, acting on the CH-CH group of donors, NAD or NADP as acceptor
Source: RefSeq, a predicted model, not a curated record
AAAACUGUAAACACAGUCAUCGUUUUGUUUAAUAGUUUGCAAAAAUAACCUCAGCACAGCGACGCCGUGUGACCGGCCAAAGUACAACGUGCUCUCGCCCCCUUCUGUAAGUCGUCUUGUUUACGACUUGCUUCAGCUUUUCUCCUCCAUUUUGUGUCACUUUCAGUAUCUUGUCGGUAAGGGGGACUCUCGUCUAUAUUUACCAAUCAAAAGGGAGGUUGCGGUCUCAUCUGACCAAUGAACAACUGAGAUAAUUUUUAAAUAUUUUCAUUUCAUCCAAUCAGGAGGCUUCGCGCCACCUCUCCGGCUAGGGCCUUACAGCUGGGGGACGAUUCGUACUUUGAUCGUUUUAAUUAAGCGUAGAAGAAAGUAUAUUCUAAACAGCAACAUCCACUUUUAGCUAUUCUUUUUACAAGUGGCAAAGGGUCAGAGUAAGAAUGCCCUCCAGAAAGUAUGACAUUGGAGAUACGGUGAUGGGCCGUUGGCCUGGUAGCAGUCUGUACUAUGAAGUAAAAGUGAAAGCUUUCAACCCUUCUACUCAGCUUUACACUGUAAAGUAUGUUGAUGGCACAGAACUUGAACUUAAGGAAGCAGAUAUUAAGAGAUCCCAGCUUUUCAAGUCAAAGAGAGAGGGUUCACGAUCAAAGUCUCCAUCUCGUAGACGCAGCCGAUCACGAUCUCCUGGAAGGCCAGUACGUCGUUCCACUUCACGUGGUAGAGACCCAAAAAAAGAAAAAGAAUCUAAGAUAUAUGAUGUCCUAGAAGUUAAAUUGUCUCCUCUGCCAAAAUCUGUCAUAAACAAUGCAAAUGUUCAGUAUGAAAAGAAGAUUAGUACAAAUAAUGAAGUAAGCUCAGAGGUUUUUCACAAAGUUGAAGUUGGUCAAUAUGAAGAAAAACAGAAGGCAGUAACAAUAACUGCACAGAAUAAGGUUGAGGCUCUGCCAGAAAUAGACCGGGCGGAUGUGCGGUACAACCUACGUCCACGAAAAGAAGAUAAUGACAAAGUAUCUGAAAGUUUUGAGAGAAACGUGGAAGAAGUCACAAUGAAAUCUGUGAGAAAGUCCAAAACAGCUGAACUUGAAUUUGGUGGAAGAAUAGGAGCAUUCAUCAUGAUAUUUGUCCUGCCAGUCAUUGUGUUUCUUCUCCUUGUGACUUGUGCAAAAAAGGAUCCAAGCAUUUAUAAUUUUCCACCUUCCUUGCCUGCAUUCAGUACUUUAUGGGACAGUCAGGUUUUUGGAAUUGUUGGACUCUGGCUUCUUUUUCAAGUUUUUCUCCAUCUUUUGCCAGUUGGAAAGGUUGUUGAUGGGUUGCCCCUUGAAAGUGGAAAAAAAUUGAAAUACAGAACUAAUGGAUUUUAUGCAAUAUUGGUGUGUGCAGUAAUGGUGGGAGCAGCCGUCUUCUAUGGAAUUGAUUUUACUUACGUACAUGAUCAUUUUCUCCAGUUUGCUUCAUCUGCAUUCAUUUUUUCUGUGUUGCUCAGUCUUUAUCUCUACAUACGAUCACGCUGGGCCUCUAAAGAUGAAUUGGCCCCAAAUGGAAAUUCUGGUAAUUUGUUCUAUGACUUUUUUAUUGGCCAUGAAUUGAACCCUCGUGUAAAAUCCUUGGAUCUUAAAUACUUCUGUGAACUACGCCCAGGAUUAAUUGGAUGGGUUCUUAUUAAUUUUUCAAUGGCUUUGGCAGAAAUGAAAGAACAAAAUAUCGAAUAUCCUUCAUUGGCAAUGAUACUAGUUAAUGCUUUUCAGCUCAUUUAUGUGUUGGAUGCUCUUUGGAAUGAGGAAGCUAUUUUGACCACUAUGGAUAUUGUUCAUGAUGGAUUUGGAUAUAUGUUGGCCUUUGGUGAUUUAGUUUGGGUUCCGUUUGUUUACAGCUUACAGGCUUACUAUUUGGUCAAUCAUCCUAAUCAGCUUUCUUGGCCGUUUGGUGCAGUAAUCAUCAUUCUUAAUGGUACUGGAUAUUUAGUUUUUCGGAAAGCCAAUUCCCAGAAAAAUGUAUUCAGAAGAAAUCCUCAUGAUCCUAGGGUGGCACAUUUAAAGACUAUAUCCACUGCAACUGGGAAAAGCCUUUUAGUGUCUGGAAUGUGGGGAUUUGUCCGUCAUCCUAACUAUUUAGGUGACAUUAUUAUGGCACUUGCUUGGUCAUUACCUUGUGGUUUCAGCCACAUUCUGCCAUACUUUUAUGUCUUAUACUUCACUUGCCUACUUGUUCACCGGGAAGCCCGCGAUGAACACCAGUGCAGAAAGAAAUAUGGAUCAGCGUGGGACGAAUACUGCCGUCAAGUUCGGUACCGUAUCAUCCCUGGCAUCUACUAGAGAACCACCUUAAAAGCAAAUAUAGUACUUACAAAUGCUGUUUUCUCAGUUUAUUUUUCAAAACCAUAAUUCAAUUUGUUUUAGCAAAAGAAACAAGAAAGCUAAAAAUGUAUAUUUUGUGCUACUGAAAACCACUUUGACAAUUUUGUGUAAUUCUGAGGGUCAUUUGAGCUUAGGCAGCAUGGCUAAACUGAAUUUUUACUUAAGAGCUUCUCGGCAAAGCGUCUGCUCAGAUUGAUUUACGAAUAAAUGACGUGAAUAGCAAAAAAGGUCUGUUUAAUCGCACUGUAUAUUUAGAUGUAUAUAAGUAUAUGUAUGUGUGUGAGUGCGCGCGUAUACGCUUUUUCCAAAGUGGCUUUAGAGCUAUUGCUCUGCUAAGGAAAUUGUUAACAAUGGAACAUGCAGUGCAUCUAUCUGUGUGACCUGCAUUGCUUGCACUUUGUUGCAAUGAUAAAAUAUUGUAAAUGUAAUUUUUGAUUUAUUGUGAUGAAUUGUGUGUAUAGAUUUUCAUUGUAAUGCUUAAGAUCGCUCAGGACACAGAUUUUAAAACUACAGUUCACUUAAAAUAGCAAUUUACAGUUUUUCUGUACAUAUUUGUAGUAUAUGAUAUGGUGCAUGGUUUUAACUUGUGGUAGUAAAAUACUAAAUUAUAUUUUAGUCUAAUUUGUUGCUUUCUAAAUAUUAAA